Molecule: messenger RNA, 1292 nt
Organism: Sesamum indicum (sesame)
Lineage: Eukaryota; Viridiplantae; Streptophyta; Magnoliopsida; Lamiales; Pedaliaceae
Biological process (GO): mRNA processing
Cellular component (GO): nucleus; cytoplasm
Molecular function (GO): RNA binding
Source: RefSeq, a predicted model, not a curated record
UUCUUGACGAGGGUUUCAAUUACCCCCUUUCUGCCAACCACUUUUCUCUGAGAAAAUUCAGCGAUUCAUCCAAUUUUAUCGUCUGCGGAGUUGAAGAUUUUACUGCAAUUUAUUGAAAUACAAUGGAAAGCGGCGAGGGCGAAGAGGUUAAUAUUGAAGAACUCGUAGCCAACCUCUCUACUUACAAAGACCAGCUUCAACAGGUCCGCAAACUAUUGAAUGAUGACUCAAAGAACUCGGAGUUUUUGGACAUGGAGAAAGAACUUGUGGAGUUUCAAGGAACUUCAUGUGACUGAAGGAAGAUGUUUUUAUCCUUGGAUUAUCAAGGUAAUUCAGUUAACAGAGGAGCUUCUAGCAACUGCAAAACAAAGUGAUAGUGGUUCUGGACUUGGUACUGGGACUAGUGGUGAAGCAUCUCUAAGUCCACAUCUUUCAGGGAGCUCCUUUCAUGUGAAAUCAAGAGCUACUGAUGAUGAUGGUGAUAAGUUUUCUGUUGGCACCAAAGUACAAGCAGUCUGGAGUGAAGAUGGAGAGUGGUAUGAUGCAACAAUUGAGGCGCUUACUCCAAAUGGAUAUUAUGUUUCCUAUGAUGAAUGGGGUAACAAGGAAGAGGUGGAUCCUGACAAUGUUAGACCUAUCCAAGAAGGCACCACCGACCCUAUGCUGGAAGCUGAAAAAAUUGCUGUGGCUACAAAAGAAGCCCUUAAGCGUAAGAUUGCCCAAGCUGCCUCGAAAGACUUUCAGCCCUGGACUGUGCCACAGAAACUUCAAAUUGAUCCUAGUGAUCCCGAAGAUGUGAAAGCUGCCAAGAGGAAAAAAAUACAUGCCUUUAAGUCCAAGAUGCGGAUGGAAGCAAAAGAAGUUACACAGAAUAAGAGGCAGAAUGCUUGGCAGCAAUUCCAGACAACUAAGGGCCGGGCUAAAAAGGUUGGUUUCUUCUCGGGUCGAAAGCGAGAGAGCAUAUUUAAAUCUCCAGAUGAUCCUUUUGGGAAGGUUGGGGUAACUGGAAGUGGGAAGGGUCUCACUGAGUUUCAGAAAAGAGAAAAGCAUCUGCAUCUCAAAGGAGCAAAUAUGGAAAGUGUGGAUGAUUAAGUUGCAAAGCCUUUUGGAGUUCUCUUCCAGUUAUGUAGAUCUUCCCAUAGCUGUCUGAUCCAAGAAUUUGUUAUCGGGAUUAGCAGCUUGCAAACACAGGAUGCAAGGUUUUUAUUAUUGAAAUGUUUUCUAUUACAGUCACAAUUGAUUUACUCAGUUCACAACUACAAUACUAUGUGUUCUAUCCUCAUGCUCUUCAA